AACUCACAUCUCUCUCUCUCCCUCUCUCCAUCCAUAACAUACAUUACACACUAUUAUACUAUUAUUAGGCAUUUGUUUGGCUCUUCCUCGAUUUGAUCGAUCGUCCCUCUCUCUCAACUCUUUGCCAGUAAUGGCAGUGCCUCAGUGGUAGUGCAAGUAAAGAGGGUCAGAGUGUUUUCAUCGGGAAGGUAAAGCUUUGCUUCUUCACACGUCCCAGCUCUCUCUCUCUCUCUGCUUUCACCUUCACACAAUCACACAUAUUCUCUCAUAUUCAUUCACAUGAUCAACCCAACUCCAAUACCAACCAUUGAACUCAGAUUUACUGUGCUGGUUUACUCAAUCUGAACCACCACCGCGUGCGGACCCUGAUCACUUGAAUUUCCCUACAAAGAUUAUCUCAGAGGGAAAGUACUGUGCUAGUUAACGCUACUCGUUUGCUUGUUUACAUAAAAACAAACACUCUUCAAGUGCAAACCAGCUGAUCGCAGGCUUUGGCAGACUCAACCAAUUUGAGAAAAGCUAACCCCACUACUACUACCACUAUCACUAACUUAGGAUUUUCCUGUAUAAAGCCUGAAGCUCGUGUAGCUUAAAACCCGGGAGAGCCUUUGCAGAUAUAUACAACCUAGCUCGAUCUGUGUUUUGUCUUAGUCAAUUGUUAUUAUUGUAGCUAGCAAAACCUAGAAUUGUGAAAAUUGUCUUGAAAGAGAUCCAGAGAUAAUGCAGGGUGGCUCUAAUGGCAGUAACUCGACGGCGUUUGGAGAUAACCCUACUAACAAUAACGGCGGAGGGCUGUUUCCGAUGACGGUGAUGAUGCCUCUGAUGACUACUACCAACUCCCAGCACCAUCAUCUUGCUCAGCUUCACUCGAAUAAUAGUCCAUUUGUUCUGCUACCUCCAAACUACAACAAUCAUCAUCAGCAAGACCAAAAUAACCCUGCAGCGGUGGUAGGCUGUUAUUUCAUGGAUCACAACACCAACAACGGUGGUCAUGGGAGCUCUUCUUCUUCUUCCUCUUCGUCUUCUUCGAUCAAGUCAAAGAUUAUGGCUCAUCCUCAUUAUCACCGUCUACUAGCUGCUUACAUCAACUGUCAAAAGGUUGGGGCGCCACCGGAGGUGGUGGGGAGGCUGGAAGAAGCAUGCGAGUCGGCGGCGACGGUAGGUCAGAUGGUGCGUUGUAGUAGUGGAAGUGGGGAUGGACAUGGUUCACUAGGUGAAGAUCCAGCUCUGGAUCAGUUCAUGGAGGCCUACUGUGAGAUGCUGAUCAAGUAUGAGCAAGAGGUUUCUAAACCCUUCAAGGAAGCCAUGCUCUUUCUACAGAAGAUCGAGUCUCAAUUCACAGCCCUCACCGUUUCCUCUGCUUCUGCUACCGAUUCGGGUUAUGGAGAGGGAGGUAUGGAUAGGAACAAUAAAGGAUCAUCUGAAGAAGUUGAUGUGAAUAACAACUUGUUGGUAGAUCCACAAGCGGAAGAUAGGGAACUCAAAGGUCAGCUUCUGCGCAAGUACAGCGGAUACUUGGGCAGCUUGAAGCAAGAGUUCAUGAAGAAGAGGAAGAAAGGCAAGCUGCCUAAAGAGGCCAGGCAGAAGUUGCUUGAUUGGUGGAGCCGACAUUACAAAUGGCCUUAUCCAUCAGAGUCCCAGAAGUUGUCUCUUGCAGAAUCGACAGGUCUGGACCAGAAGCAAAUAAAUAACUGGUUUAUCAACCAAAGGAAGCGGCAUUGGAAGCCGUCUGAGGAUAUGCAGAUUAUGGUGAUGGAUGCUUCUCAUCCCACCCACUAUUACAUGAACAACAUGGACGUUUCACCAUCAUUGCUCUGAGUCUCUGAGCUUGCAUAAUCUCAUAGUUCUUGCCGACUUUUUAUAUAUAAAUAUAUAGCUAUGUAUGCUAACUAUGACCCGAAUGUUUAUUCAAUUGUAGAAUGUGUAUGCAUUUGACUGAUUGGAUCUAAACAAUAUUUAUAUAUGAUGGAUUAUUUCGCAUGC
This is a messenger RNA of Fragaria vesca subsp. vesca, 1983 nucleotides long. RefSeq names its product homeobox protein SBH1-like. The transcript has 4 exons. Gene Ontology annotation, molecular function: DNA-binding transcription factor activity, RNA polymerase II-specific; DNA binding. Gene Ontology annotation, biological process: regulation of DNA-templated transcription. The record is from RefSeq and is a predicted model, not a curated record. Gene Ontology annotation, cellular component: nucleus. Lineage: Eukaryota; Viridiplantae; Streptophyta; Magnoliopsida; Rosales; Rosaceae. Bases 721 to 1818 code for a protein of 365 amino acids.